CUUAUUUUUUGUGUUUUACAGGCUCAUAAGUCAGUGAACUUCGUUUCAACUUUGCUUCAGAUCACUAUGUCCGAGCAACUGGAUUUACCAGUGAGACAGGCAGGGGUUAUCUACUUGAAAAAUAUGAUAACCCAGUAUUGGCCGGACCGGGAAACUGCACCUGGAGAGAUUCCACCUUACUCCAUCCCAGAAGAAGAUAGACACUGUAUUCGUGAAAAUAUUGUAGAAGCCAUUAUUCACUCUCCUGAGCUGAUUAGAGUACAACUUACUACUUGCAUUCAUCAUAUUAUCAAGCAUGAUUAUCCUAGUCGUUGGACUGCAGUUGUGGAGAAAAUUGGGUUUUACCUUCAGUCUGACAACAGUGCUUGUUGGCUUGGGAUUCUUCUGUGUCUUUAUCAACUUGUGAAAAACUAUGAGUAAGUGGUGUGUGUUUUUUUUUUUCCUAU
Meleagris gallopavo (turkey) is the source of this 446-nucleotide messenger RNA. NCBI's taxonomy places the organism in Eukaryota, Metazoa, Chordata, Aves, Galliformes, Phasianidae. The record is from RefSeq and is a predicted model, not a curated record.